GGCAUUGCUGCAUACAUAGGCGCCAUAGGAAUCAUCGUCGUUGACGGUACCCUCUGGUCGAUCGUUAAGGACACUACCCUUUCACCUCCUGGAUGAGUCCGCCACUCCCAACUGUAUCACCUUGACGUUAUUUACCACCAUAUAUAUUCACCACCAACCCUCCACCCACCAUUUCUGUACCCCUCUCUCUCUCUCACUCUUUAAACCUAAUCCUCUCCAACCCCUCUCUCUCUCUCUCUCUCUCCCCUCCCCACCAUGGACGCAGCCUCCCUCUCUCGCAUAGGCCUCGCCGGCCUUGCCGUGAUGGGCCAAAACCUAGCCCUUAACAUCGCCGAAAAAGGCUUCCCCAUCUCCGUCUACAACCGGACCAUCUCCAAGGUCGAUGAAACCCUAGAUCGAGCCCACCGCGAAGGCAACCUCCCGUUGACCGGCCACUACACUCCACGCGACUUCGUCCUCUCUCUCCAAAAACCCAGAUCGGUCAUCAUCCUCGUCAAGGCGGGCUCACCCGUCGACCAAACCAUCGCCGCCCUAUCCGAGCACAUGGACGCCGGAGACACCAUCAUCGACGGCGGCAACGAGUGGUACGAAAACACCGAGAGACGGAUCCUGGAGGUCGCCGAUAAGGGUAUUCUUUAUCUCGGCAUGGGCGUUUCCGGCGGCGAAGAGGGUGCUCGUCACGGACCUUCUUUGAUGCCUGGAGGCUCGUACCAAGCUUAUCAAAAUAUAGAAGAUAUAGUUCGGAAAGUGGCUGCCCAAGUCGAGGACGGUCCGUGUGUGACCUAUAUUGGCGAAGGAGGGUCUGGUAAUUUCGUGAAGAUGGUACACAAUGGGAUUGAGUAUGGAGAUAUGCAAUUGAUUUCGGAAGCGUAUGAUGUUUUGCGCCACGUCGGAGGACUUUCUAAUGCCGAAUUGGCGGAGAUUUUUGGGGAGUGGAACAAUGGUGAGCUUGAGAGUUUCUUGAUUGAAAUCACUGCAGAUAUUUUCAGGGUCAAGGACGACCACGGCGAUGGUGAAUUGGUGGAUAAGAUUUUGGAUAAGACGGGGAUGAAGGGGACUGGGAAAUGGACUGUCCAGCAGGCGGCGGAGUUGUCUGUGGCAGCUCCGACCAUUGCAGCGUCAUUGGAUUGUAGGUACUUGAGUGGGCUGAAGGAGGAGCGAGUGGCGGCUGCGGAGGUGUUGAAGGAGGCAGGAUUGAAGGAGGAGGUUGCUUCAGUGAAGAGUGGGAUUGAUAAGAAGAGAUUGAUUGAUGAUGUGAGGCAGGCAUUGUAUGCUUCCAAGAUUUGUAGUUAUGCUCAAGGAAUGAACUUGUUGAGGGCCAAGAGUGUGGAGAAGGAUUGGAAUUUGAAUUUUGGCGAAUUAGCCAGGAUUUGGAAAGGUGGGUGUAUUAUUAGAGCUGUGUUUCUGGACAGGAUUAAGAAGGCAUACCAGAGGAAUCCGAAUUUGGCGAGCUUGGUGGUGGAUCCGGAGUUUGCUAGGGAAAUGGUGCAGAGGCAGGCAGCGUGGAGGAGAGUUGUGGGGUUGGCAAUUUCAGCCGGGAUCAGUACUCCAGGAAUGUGUGCCAGUCUUGCUUAUUUCGAUACAUAUAGGCGUGCCAGGCUUCCUGCAAACCUUGUUCAAGCUCAGAGGGACUUGUUCGGGGCUCAUACGUAUGAGAGGAUUGAUCACCCUGGAUCAUUUCAUACCGAGUGGACGAAGCUUGCACGAAAGAGUAAUGGUGUUGCUGCUUUCAAAUGAGCUUUCUGUUGUUCUUUAACUCAAUUGUUCCUUUUGAGGGUUAUUGGUGUUUGUAGUUGAAUUGUGAUUGCAUCUGUUGCCCAGGAUUCCCUGCUUAGGCAUUACCUUGCUGUAAUUUUUGCCUUUUUUUCCCCUUAUAAUAAGUUGUGCAUGCCUUUUGAGAA
Molecule: messenger RNA, 1901 nt
Organism: Cornus florida
Lineage: Eukaryota; Viridiplantae; Streptophyta; Magnoliopsida; Cornales; Cornaceae
Product: 6-phosphogluconate dehydrogenase, decarboxylating 1, chloroplastic
Exons: 1
Coding region: 256-1737 (493 amino acids)
Biological process (GO): pentose-phosphate shunt, oxidative branch; pentose-phosphate shunt
Cellular component (GO): cytosol
Molecular function (GO): phosphogluconate 2-dehydrogenase activity; phosphogluconate dehydrogenase (decarboxylating) activity; NADP binding
Source: RefSeq, a predicted model, not a curated record